GUCCGGUCCACCUCAUGCUGCUAUCAGUCACGCCGUUGUGGAGGUAAUCAGAGGGUCAAAUGGUAUGUUUUCCCUGGCGCUCGGUUCUUGUGGUACCGCGGCUUCCCGAUCCGCGUUGCUCGCCGAGCGUAUAGGGGUAGGGGUCAAUCCAUAAGCGUCUGGACGCGGGUCAUCAAACCCAGGCCGGACGGAUCCAGCGCGCUUCGGCUCGGAAAGGAAGCCGGGGCGGUUGGUUGGACGUAAUCCGGGUUCUAGGUGCUGCUUAGGUUGGGAGCUUCGGCGGUUUGGCGGCGGUUGGAAGUUAUCUCAUUGUAUUCAGCAUUUUGCUUCAUCGCAUAUGCGGCCGGGGGGUUUUGUCAGACGGAAAGGGAAACGUCCUUAUAAUCUCGCAGUCCUAGCUACCCAUAGUAUCCUUCUGGUUGUCUUGGCUUAUCAUAUUUUCAGGUGCCCUGUUGUCUGUUUGGUUCAGGGCGAGAGACACGGAAGAGAGGGAAGACCUCACCAUGUAUUCUACGGUUUUUUAUUUUCUCUUAUAACUGGUUCGCAUUCAUGGGACUUGUCCAAGGCGCGUGCCCCUGCGAGUUAUGGUGGUGCGGAGGACAUCGGUGCUGACUGCGACGGCUGUUGAGUUAGAGCUUGUAUGUAAUAUAUGAUAACUAUAUCUUUUG
Molecule: messenger RNA, 668 nt
Organism: Chaetomium strumarium
Lineage: Eukaryota; Fungi; Ascomycota; Sordariomycetes; Sordariales; Chaetomiaceae
Exons: 1
Coding region: 338-628 (96 amino acids)
Source: RefSeq, a predicted model, not a curated record